Carcharodon carcharias (great white shark) is the source of this 3357-nucleotide messenger RNA. It is a transcript of the gene wdr45b, whose product is annotated as WD repeat domain 45B. Bases 90 to 1166 code for a protein of 358 amino acids. NCBI's taxonomy places the organism in Eukaryota, Metazoa, Chordata, Chondrichthyes, Lamniformes, Lamnidae. Gene Ontology annotation, molecular function: phosphatidylinositol-3-phosphate binding; phosphatidylinositol-3,5-bisphosphate binding; protein binding. The record is from RefSeq and is a predicted model, not a curated record. Gene Ontology annotation, biological process: protein localization to phagophore assembly site; nucleophagy; protein lipidation. The transcript has 10 exons. Gene Ontology annotation, cellular component: extrinsic component of membrane; phagophore assembly site membrane; cytosol.
GUCUUGGCGCCGGAAGUGAACGGGCGCCCGCUUGCUCGGCGGGCCGGCGGGAGGGAGGGGGAGAGAGAGAGAGGGAGGCGGGGACGGUGAUGGAUCUGCUGCCGGCCAACCCGCACGGCAACGGCCUGCUGUACGCCGGCUUCAACCAGGACCACGGUUGUUUUGCAUGUGGAAUGGAAAAUGGAUUCCGAGUCUAUAACACUGACCCACUGAAGGAGAAGGAAAAACAAGGUGAGGCGUAUCGCCAGUCAGAAUUUAUGGAAGGAGGAGUUGGUCAUGUUGAAAUGCUUUUUCGAUGUAAUUACUUAGCUUUGGUUGGAGGUGGUAAAAAGCCCAAGUAUCCUCCCAAUAAAGUAAUGAUAUGGGAUGAUUUAAAGAAGAAGACUGUUAUUGAAAUCGAAUUUUCUACUGAAGUCAAAGCAGUUAAACUACGGAGAGACAGAAUUGUAGUAGUUCUGGAUUCCAUGAUUAAAGUCUUCACAUUCACUCACAACCCUCAUCAGCUACAUGUAUUUGAAACCUGUUACAACCCAAAAGGAUUAUGCGUUCUUUGUCCAAACAGCAACAAUUCCCUUCUAGCAUUUCCAGGAACACAUACUGGCCAUGUCCAAAUAGUGGAUCUUGCCAGCACAGAAAAGCCUCCAGUAGAUAUACCUGCACAUGAAGGAGUUCUAAGCAGUAUUGCUUUAAACCUUCAGGGGACACGUAUAGCCACCGCUUCAGAAAAGGGAACGUUGGUCCGAGUUUUUGACACUACCACCGGACAACUCAUCCAAGAAUUGCGAAGGGGAUCACAAGCAGCAAACAUUUAUUGCAUUAAUUUUAAUCAAGAUGCAUCCUUAAUCUGUGUAUCAAGUGAUCAUGGGACUGUUCACAUUUUUGCUGCUGAGGACCCCAAAAGGAAUAAACAAUCCAGUUUAGCAUCUGCAAGCUUCCUUCCAAAAUACUUCAGCUCUAAGUGGAGCUUCUCCAAGUUUCAGGUUCCUUCUGGCUCGCCUUGUAUCUGUGCCUUUGGUACUGAGCCAAAUGCUGUUGUAGGUAGUUAUAAAAAUGCUGAACAGAAACUAAUUUUCCUUAGAAAUAAAGUUCAGCAAUCUGGUCUGUUCUGUUGCAGCAAUUUGUGCAGAUGGCAGCUACUACAAAUUCUUAUUCAACACCAAAGGUGAAUGCACCAGGGAUGUCUAUGCCCAAUUCCUGGAAAUGACAGAUGAUAAGAUAUGAUGGCAAAAGAUAUGAAUGCGGAUAAUUACUUUUCAAACCGGUCUGCCUGUUGCUUUAGCCUGCCACCUAAAAGAGGAAAAAGUGUUACGUGACUAAACAAUGAUAAAAUGAGGAAUAUAAUGAACCUCCAGCAAUGGACCACUAGGCAGACAGCAUACAGAUGUCUCUGUUUAUUAUUUUUUUUUUAUCAUUUUCCAAUUCUUUUCUGGAAUGUUUUGGGUUGGGGGAAGAAUCCACUUUUUAUUAAAAUGAAUAGAAACACUUAAACUUUGUGACCAUAAGGAAGUAACCAAUCCUUCAAACUUUUCUUUCAUAAAAGAACUCUUGAACUGAUUGUGCCUAUUUAAACUUGUUUCUUUGUGACUGGAUCUUUACGGUAUGAAAUUUUGAAGCAGGUUUUUCCUUAGUUUGGUUUGCUUGCUGACACAGGAAAUUAACAUUGCCUAAUGUGAGCAAUUACUCGUCAAAGACGCAAGCCCAAAGGAUGGUACGGCAUCUCAACUCUGUUCCAUUCUAACUAUAUUUUGUGGCCUGUGAAUGUGAAAAGCUUAAAUGGACAUCAAAUUGCACAAUCCUGUUAACAGCUAAAUUGUUAACUUCAGGUCAGCUCAUGGAGUUAAGUGCACAGUGAAUUUUGCUUUUCCAGUUUGAAAUCCAUGAGUACAGAAAGUUAUAUUCUGGUGUCUGCUUAGAACAAGUUGCCCAGUUUGUUAUCAUAAGUUUUGUGCUAAAUGUAUGUACAGUACAAAACUCAUUUCUAGUUACAAAAUGCUGUUUUUAAUGUAGUCUACACACUAAUAACUUGUAUAUUGCUGAUGUAGAUUAAUUUUUCUUUGAAAGAAGGCCUGAUACUUUUUUUUUAAAGGAAAGGUGAGAUUUAUUUUUGUCUGAUGGGGAUUCAGACAUUUGUACUUGUCUGUAUCUGGUGCACUUCAGUGAAUAAAUUGGCAUCCAUGUUGAGAACAAAUCACUGUAGUUUUUGCAGAAUAAACUAAUACAAACCUCUACAUUAAAAUUUAGUGGCUUAAAACUAAUUUUGUAUUGAUCACCUUUUGCAUUCAAUCUAACUUUCAAAGGGUAAGCAAUCUUAUGAAUUUAUUUGUUCCCUAAAUUUGACAACUAAGUUUAAUUUUAACCGUUGUAAUAGUUUAACCUAAUUAGACCACCACAAACUCUUAGAAAAAUCCUCCCUGUGACCUGACUUAACAUCCAGUUUGGGUUUCAAUUUCAUUAAAGGCUGGCAAGUAAUCAAAAGCUUUUUCUGCAAAUAUUUCCUUAAUCAGACUGGGUGUUUGAACAAAAACUAGUUCAUUAAAUGCAUAGCAUUUUAUUAAAUAUUUUGGCAGUUUUUGAUCAGUGGUAUCUUGUAGGAAAGGAUUACUUAGUAUGAUUGUUAUCCCACAGGGUUUUUCCUGGAGAUUGUCAGAAUAGACCUAAGUGAAAACUGACUUUCUUUCAAAUGUUAAAGUCUAUUUAUUUAUCCAGACUAAUGUAGAUUUAUUAUGAAUUUUCUGUUGGCAUGUACAGAGAUAUGGUUCAUAUGUGGAGGUGGUCCAAUAAUAUUUGCUAUAUUUUAUGGACAGAAAAGGUUCACAAAUGUAACUGACAAACUACUGUUAAUCAGCAAAGUUACACUAUAAUCUUUCCUGCUUUUAUAGAAUUUAAAAUAUGUGCAGCACUGUACCUCAAACAUAAUACAGUUUGAAAUUGUAAUUAAUAGGACAACUGCAUGCAGACAUAUUGAAAAAUUCAGCUUAAGGUUUCUACAAAACUGCUUCCAAUAAGCUUCAGGAAAUUUACAGUUGAAACGGCAUUGGAUUAAGCGUGCUGUUACAUGUAAUUAACAGUUUUCACUAUAGCUUUUACUAUAGCUAUGUUCCUGUAAUUGUACAGUUAUUGAACUGAAUCUAAUGAGUUCUUAAGAUAACUUCAUAAUGCACCUUUCUUUGCUAAUGUUAGCCAGUGUUUUGAGCACCCAUUGUUCAUUCACUUCUGGGUUCUGUAGUGUAAAUUAAAAUCAAGUAAAAAUGAUGUACAUACAAGCGUGUGCCUGUGUAAAUUCUGUUAAUGAGAAAAGCUCACAGUUGUGUCCACUUUUUACGAAAAAUGUUUGAUUGUAUUAAAUUUUUUCACUAA